GCACGAAGGAAGGCGUGAAUGCACAGAAAGCUCAACUACACCCAUCAACUGUCAGCCUGCUGAUAACAACAUAGAAGCUCGGAUGGAGCAUUUUUCAUGUCUUUGUUCACUCACUAAGCAGUUAACGAAGCCACUUACAUUAGCCGUAACGCACCAUGACGUCUGCGUCACGCCACUGUUGUCAUUUUAAAAACUGGGUUCAAAACUCGCUAGCUUGUCCACACAGCUGAGCGCGAAUAGACCAGUAGCAAAGGGGGGGCGCAAUAUUGUCAAAUUGACUAACGUCAACUUGCGUGUCACAACUCAUGUGUAAUUAAAAAAAUUCCGAAAUUAAACACUCUUUGAGUAGAGAGCAGAAACGCAGUUUGAAUAAGUGUCACCCCUUCGAGAUGAGUUUAUUCCACUUGACGAUCUCCAUUGUGGCUCUGAUGUAGCUAUGGGAAACCGAAGAUUUGAGCCAAAAUGGCGUCCGGAGACGCACCAGUUUCCUGAAAAUUUUGAAAGUUGACUAAACACCACAAAGGUUCAUUGUACGUCAGAUGUUAGUUUUACUAUAUUAUAAAGAUACAUAGUACUUUUUGCCAAUUGGCAUUUCAACGUGAGUGAAAAUUACGAAUGAAACUCCUUCGUUCACGACACGCCAUGCGGAAACCCGCCAGGUUUGAGCCAAAAUGGCGUCCGCGCAAUCCCCAGGUCCUUCUCCGCCACGCCCACGCUCGGCGCAUGUUUGCAGCAUGGCGUCGUCGGCUAAGAAGAGGGCGGUAGGUCUGGGGGAGAAUCCCCGGGAAAGCGACGACAGCACGGACGAGAGUCUGGGGGAAGACGGCGAUUCCACCGGGGAGGACAGCCAAGCGUCCGAAGAGGAGAUUAACGAGGAGGUGACGGUGGACUUCGAAGCCCACGCCGUUUCACACAACGACUACAAUGGCAUCAAGAAGCUCUUACAACAGCUGUUUCUGAAGGCUCAUGUCAAUACGUCAGAGAUGACCGACAUCAUUAUCCAGCAGAACCAUGUCGGAAGUGUCAUCAAGCAAGCAGAGGUGCCCGAAGACAGCGACGACGACGACCCAGAUGAAGUGUUUGGCUUCAUCACCAUGCUGAACCUCACAGAACGAAAGGGUGUGCAGUGCGUGGAGCAGUUGAAAGAGCUGAUCCUGGACCAGUGCGAGAAGAGCUCGGGCCGCGCCGCCGCCGAGCAGCUGGAGCAGACGCUCGGCGACACGGCCGAGCCCGUCGGCCUCCUGCUCAGCGAGCGCUUCGUCAACGUGCCGCCGCAGAUCGCGCUGCCGUUGCACAAGCAGCUACAGGAGGAGAUCCGUGAAGCUGAGCGAACCAACAAGCCCAGCGGGAAGUACCACUACUGCCUGAUGAUCAGCAAGACCUGCAAGGAGGUCGGCAAGAGCAUUCCCGCCAGAGGCUCCGCCCCCAAGGACGAAUACAUGUUUAUCAAUGCUGAGGAGGAAUUCUUCUACGAGCACGCCGUCUCCAAGUUCCACUUCUCGGUUCAGGAGGACGCCGACUCGUGCUUGAGCGGCCGCUGGUCCUUCGACGACGUUCCCAUGAAGCCGUUCCGCACGGUCAUGUUGAUCCCGGUGGACCGGGUGCCCGCCGUCAUGGACAAACUCAAAGAAUAUCUGACCGUGUGACGACCGGUUGCGUCACCGAAUAAAGGGCGGGAGGAAUUCCCCUCAUCCCCGGAAAAAAAAAAAACAGACAGUCAUUAUUAUUACAGUAAAGAUUUAAUACACAUUAUGCAAUGGCAGUGACUAUACAGCAGGGUGGGGGAGGAAACGUUUGGAAGUCCUCUGAAAUUGUUUGUGCUUUUUAAAGAAUUUCACAGUGUACUAGAUUCAAUUAAGUUUUCCAGACAUGUGCUAUACAGUUUAAAAAUUGUUUACUACGUUAAAAAAAAAAAAAAAAAAAAAAAAAAAUCUAGCGAAGGGUUGCAGAUGAGUACAAAAAAACUCAUGGGAUUUAAUUAAAUUACUCACAUUGUGCUAUAGUUAAAAUAUUUUUACAAAGUUAGCUAUGUUAGUGUUAGCCAUAUUAGCAUGGCUCACAAAUGUAAUGAUUUAUGCAGGGUAAACAAAAGCAAUGAGUAACAUUUGCUAUUUGUCUUUUCGAGGAAAACUAGCUCACUCAGAGGUGUUAAUGCUAGUUAGCAUUAACCACAAUAGCACGACUCGGGAAAUUUAUGAUCGAAGAAUUGCUUGAAUUACAAUUUCUGUUUGCAAUUUUGUAUUUUUUUUUUUUUUUUAAGAAAAAAAAAGUAUUCGUGAGAGGAUGUGACGCAGGUUGUAGAAAACGGAAACGUUACUGGACUGACUUGUGAGAAUUAAAGACACUGUAGGACACCUAUCAGUUCAAACCA
This is a messenger RNA of Phyllopteryx taeniolatus (common seadragon), 2371 nucleotides long. It is a transcript of the gene bccip, whose product is annotated as BRCA2 and CDKN1A interacting protein. The coding region runs from base 672 to 1646 and encodes 324 amino acids. The record is from RefSeq and is a predicted model, not a curated record. NCBI's taxonomy places the organism in Eukaryota, Metazoa, Chordata, Actinopteri, Syngnathiformes, Syngnathidae. The transcript is spliced from 7 exons. Gene Ontology annotation, cellular component: nucleus.